GCCGGCCCCGCGGGGCGGUCGCGGCCGUGACGGCGGCUCCCGGCCCCGGCUCCCUUUCCUCACCCCUCCCGCCGGAGAUGAGGGGAAGAUGUCCGUGUCAGGGCUCAAGGCCGAGCUGAAGUUCCUGGCGUCCAUCUUCGACAAGAACCACGAGCGAUUCCGCAUCGUCAGCUGGAAGCUGGACGAGCUGCACUGCCAGUUCCUGGUACCGCCGCCGCCGCCGCCGCCGCCACCGGGCAGCCCGCAUUCGCCGCCGCCGCCGCCGCUCACACUCCACUGCAACAUCACGGAAUCCUACCCAUCUUCCUCACCAAUAUGGUUUGUGGACUCUGAUGACCCAAAUCUGACAUCAGUUCUGGAACGCCUAGAAGAUACUAAGAGCAACAAUUCGCUUCGUCAGCAGUUGAAGUGGUUGAUAUGUGAACUCUGCAGAUUAUAUAACCUUCCUAAGCACCUGGAUGUUGAGAUGCUAGAUCAACCACUACCCACGGGUCAGAAUGGGACAACUGAGGAAGUGACUUCAGAAGAGGAGGAAGAGGAGGAGAUGGCUGAAGAUAUAGAAGACUUAGAUCAUUAUGAGAUGAAGGAAGAAGAGCCUAUUAAUGGGAAAAAGUCAGAGGACGAAGGGAUUGAAAAAGAAAAUUUGGCAAUAUUGGAGAAAAUCAGGAAGACUCAAAGGCAAGACCAUUUAAAUGGUGCAGUGUCUGGGUCGGUGCAAGCAUCAGACAGACUCAUGAAGGAGCUCAGGGAUGUCUACAGAUCACAGAGCUACAAGGCAGGGAUUUACUCAGUGGAACUAAUAAAUGACAGCUUAUACGACUGGCAUGUCAAACUACACAAGGUUGACUCUGAUAGUCCUCUGCACAGUGAUCUUCAGAUCUUGAAAGAAAAAGAAGGCAUAGAAUAUAUUUUGCUUAGCUUCUCUUUUAAGGAUAAUUUUCCAUUUGAUCCUCCAUUUGUUCGAGUGGUGUUGCCUGUUCUCUCAGGAGGGUACGUGCUGGGUGGAGGAGCACUCUGUAUGGAGCUUCUCACAAAACAGGGCUGGAGCAGUGCCUAUUCAAUAGAAUCCGUCAUCAUGCAAAUCAACGCCACCUUGGUGAAAGGCAAAGCCCGAGUACAGUUUGGAGCGAAUAAGAAUCAGUAUAAUCUAGCACGAGCCCAACAAUCCUAUAAUUCCAUUGUACAGAUACAUGAAAAAAAUGGCUGGUACACACCUCCAAAGGAAGAUGGUUAACUACAUUGACAUGUGUCUGGACCAAUGUUGCUUUAAGGAAAACCGUUCCAACGUGCAGACAUAAGCUUUUGAGUGCCCGUAUAACAGCAGUACCGAAGACAUUAGCUAAUAGAUCAUUUAGUGGAUAAUCUGUCAACUGACAUCCAGUUACAGCCUUUUCAUUUUGCUCACUUUAGGUAUCUUGGACUGAGCAGUGGGGCCUUUACUGUAUUUUUCCUGAUAAGUACACACAAUAGCCACUCCUUUCCACCUCUUCCUUGAGAAGUGAAAUCUCUAAGCAGGGAAGUCAGCAUCAGUUUACUGCAGCUGUGACUUUACAUUGAGCCUAUGGGGUAUGAAGAUUUUUGAAAUCCUGUUCAUUUAGAGCUAAUAAAAGUUUAACUGAUGGUCAAUACUGGUUUAGAAAUUUUAGGUCUUCUAAACCAUAACCCUUUCAGGUCUGAAAUCAUUAUAUUGCCAAAAUUAUGACAGGAAGCCUCUUCGUUAAAUUGUUAUGCUUUUUCAUGGUUGUGUGAAGGUUUGAACUAUUCUGGAAGUAUGAUCUUAGUUGUAUCAUAUUAGGUAAAGCAAGCGAAGCAGCCACGUGUGAGCAGUAGUGUCCACUGGGGCAGCAGAGUCCUAUUGGGCUGAACCUGCCCCCUCUUGGGUCAACAUUUCUUUUGAGGAAGAGCCACAGUGUAGAGCCUGAAGUUCUAAACUAUGAGGCCAUUUUACCUUUCAUUUAUUAACGGGGUGUUGCAAUUGUUGAUAAACUAAUAAACUUAUGAAGUGAUUGGCACUAAAA
This is a messenger RNA of Acomys russatus (golden spiny mouse), 2018 nucleotides long. It is a transcript of the gene Ube2q2, whose product is annotated as ubiquitin conjugating enzyme E2 Q2. The transcript has 13 exons. NCBI's taxonomy places the organism in Eukaryota, Metazoa, Chordata, Mammalia, Rodentia, Muridae. Gene Ontology annotation, molecular function: protein binding. The record is from RefSeq and is a predicted model, not a curated record. Bases 89 to 1234 code for a protein of 381 amino acids.